Messenger RNA from Boleophthalmus pectinirostris (great blue-spotted mudskipper), 4594 nucleotides. It is a transcript of the gene nfxl1, whose product is annotated as nuclear transcription factor, X-box binding-like 1. The record is from RefSeq and is a predicted model, not a curated record. Gene Ontology annotation, biological process: regulation of DNA-templated transcription. NCBI's taxonomy places the organism in Eukaryota, Metazoa, Chordata, Actinopteri, Gobiiformes, Gobiidae. Gene Ontology annotation, molecular function: DNA-binding transcription factor activity, RNA polymerase II-specific; RNA polymerase II transcription regulatory region sequence-specific DNA binding; zinc ion binding. Gene Ontology annotation, cellular component: nucleus. Bases 122 to 2752 code for a protein of 876 amino acids. The transcript has 25 exons.
GUUUGUCAAGCCUCUGUUUGAACUACAACAACCACCAGCCCUGCUCCGCGCUCACUGCGCAUGACCUAACCGAAGCGAGACGUGCAGAUCGCAGUGGAAAGUGACCCCAGCUGUUGUUGUCAUGGAGCCAGCCUGGCGACAUCACGGCAGGGGUCGCGGCCGAGGCGACGGAGGUCAAAGGUCACGACCCCAGCCAAAAGAGAGAGAGCGUCCUGGAGCAGAGAGGGUGAACGACAAGAAGAGCCCAACACAAACUCCAGAAGCAGCUGUGUCAGUGGAGUCGCGUUUCGAAGAGAUCAGGAAGUCGAAUCUUGCUGCUGCUCAGCGAUUGGUCGAGAGCGGCUUUAGCUCCUCCUCCUCUGAUGAAGAUGAUGAUGAAGAUGUGGAGAGUAAAGAUGGAAAGAGAGGCCAGAUCCUGGCUUCGACUUUUACCUCAUACAACCAACAAACAGGAGGGGACAGCGCUGGUUUGCAGAGGACUGGACAAUAUCUGAAUGAACUCUUUCAGUCUGGAGCUCUCACCUGUCUCAUCUGCAUCGGCUCCGUCAAGAGAACUCAGCCGGUGUGGAGCUGCUCUGGUUGUUUCUCUCUCUUCCAUCUCCCCUGUGUUCAGAAAUGGGCUCGGGACUCUGUGUUUCUGGUUUCUUCCGUCACAGAUGAGGAUUUCGGACAGAAGCAGCUGCCCUGGCCCUGUCCCAAAUGCAGAGCAGAGUAUCCUCCCAGUGCCACUCCAAACAGGUACCUGUGUUACUGUGGGAAAGUGCAGGACCCCCCUUCAGACCCGUGGCUCGUUCCUCACUCUUGUGGCUCCAUUUGUGAAAAAAAACUGAAGCCAAACUGUGGUCACACCUGCCUGCUGCUCUGUCACCCAGGUCCCUGUCCUCCGUGUCCAAAGAUGGUGUCAGUUACAUGUCUGUGCGGAAAAGCCAAACCUCUGCCCCGACGUUGCAGCAACAAGCCCUGGUCGUGUCAGCAGGUCUGUGCUAAAGUCCUUCCUUGUAAACAGCACACCUGCUCCCAGCUCUGCCACUCGGAGUGCCAGCCCUGCCCGCGGGUGAGUGUGCAGCGCUGUGAGUGCGGACGAGAGAGGAAAGAGAGGCCCUGUGCAGAGCCGCUGUGGAACUGUACACAGGUGUGUGGGCAUCCUCUCUCCUGCGGGAACCACACGUGUGAGGAGGUGUGCCACAGCGCCCCCUGUCCUCCGUGUCCUCGCGCCGUCAACAGGACCUGCCCCUGUGGCAAAACCAAGAGCUCGGCGGGUUGUGCGGAGGAGGUGCUGCCCUGUGGAGACACCUGUGAUCGACCUUUGACCUGCGGCAAGCACACCUGCUCCAGGAGGUGUCACCGCGGCAACUGUGACACCUGCCGACAGGAGGUGGAGAAGGAGUGCCGUUGUGGAAAACACCGGAAGCUGAUGCCGUGUCAUAAAGAAUAUCUGUGUGACUCAAAAUGCUCAAAGACACGAAGCUGCCAGAGACACCAGUGCAGACGCAAGUGCUGUCCUGGAGAGUGUCCUCCCUGUGAUCAGAGCUGUGGGCGUUCUUUGGGCUGUAGGAACCACAAGUGCCCCUCUGUCUGCCACCAAGGAGCGUGCUACCCCUGCCCUGAGACUGUGAAAGUGAGCUGCUCCUGUGGACAGACCGUCCUGGUGGUGCCCUGUGGGAGAGAGAGGAACACCAAGCCCCCCAGGUGUAAACAGCUCUGCAGACGCCCUCCUGAGUGCCAGCACCCAUCCCUCCAGCCUCACCGCUGUCACCCAGGUCCCUGCCCGCCCUGUGCCCUGCCCUGUGCCCGGCCUCUGAAGGGUUGUGAACACCAGUGCCCCCAGCCCUGUCACGACCGCGUCCUGGUGCAGUCACAACAGGUGCAGUUGGCUGGACCCUGGGAGCAGCCGUCAAAACCAGCGUUUGAGAAGAAGGCUCUGCCCUGUCCCCCCUGCCAAGUCCCUAUCCCAACGUCGUGUUUUGGAGAACACGAGGUGAGUCCUGUUCCGUGUCACCGCCGUGGCCCCUUCUCCUGCGGACGACAGUGUGGACGACCUUUGACCUGCACCAACCACCGCUGCAGCCGUGAGUGCCAUCAGGUCACCCCCAGCAACAAGUGUGAGGAGUGUGAGUUGGGCUGCUCUAAACCACGUCCCCCCGGUUGCCCUCACCCCUGCCCCAGGUCGUGCCACAGCGCCCCCUGCCCUCCGUGCUCUCAAACUGUCCGCCAACGCUGCCACUGCAAGAUCAGUAGCCUCUACAUCCCCUGCAUAGAGUGGACUUCAGCAGAUGACGAGACAAAGACCAAACUGACUUCCUGCAAUAACCAGUGUCCCAAAGAGCUGAGCUGUGGCCAUCGCUGCAGACUGCUGUGUCAUCCUGGAGACUGUGGAGCUCAGUGCGUGCACAAGGUCAAACUGCGCUGCCCCUGCAGGAGGAUCAAGAAGGAGGUGCAGUGUCACCUGUCAGCCCAGAGCAAUCUCCAGUGUGAUGACACCUGUAAAGAACAACAGAGGAAGGUCACACAGGUGAAGGAGGCGGAGCUUAAAGCGGCUCAGGAGGAGGAGCUUCGCAAACAACAGGAGGAGCUUGAAGCUUUCGAGCGCCGUCUUAAAGGAGCGGGUCGGCGAAACAAGCGCAAGAGAAAAGGGGAGGAGUCUGGUGACGAGGGGCGGGGCUUGUGGGCCAGACGAGGCCUCUCAUUGGUCCUGUUGUCAGUGGGAGGAGCUCUGCUGGCUGCCGCCUACUUUUACCUGACGAAUAACUGAAGACAGCAGCCAAUCAGAACGCAGAAGACGUGGAAGCAACCAGUCAGAAGCUGUCUUUGGUUUACGAGUAUUUGCCUGUCAGUUUAAACUUUUAAAAUGACCAUGAACCAAACCAAAAUCUUAAGAGGGAAUGCCCAGUGUUCAGGACAAGUUUAACCCAGAGCUAUUUAAGACUGGGUCAAAUGCAGAGAACAAAUUUCUUAAUAAUGAAUCCAAGUUUCCCUUAAACAGCCUUCAGUAUUUUGGGCUGUAUUUCUGAUCUAUGUUAUAAUGUUUCCAAACCCUGCAUAUUUUUUUGAGAGUUCUUUUCUCAAACAGAAAACACUCUGUUCCACCUUGUGAUGUCAUGUGGUAAAACUGGAAGUAGUUUUUUUUUUUUUUCCCCAUACAUCUUUACUGUAAUAAUUUUGAUCAUUUCAGCCUAGGACUUGCCAAUCUCUUAUGAACUAAAGGUGAAAGCAGCUGUUCACUUGAAAACUACCAAUACAUGACAUCAUAAGGUGAAACAGAGCAUUUUGAGCUUUGGAUAUGUAAACAGAUUAAUAAUACAGAAGUACUCAGAUGUGUGAAUGAAACAAAGCACAGCUCCAGGUUUGUUUUUUUAUAAAGAAACAACAUUAUAACAUAGAUAUAAACAUAGAUAUAAAGUAAAUUUUGUGUAAUAUAGGACCUUUAAAUGUUUAGUCUCUGAAUAUUUUGGUACUGAUGUUCAUAUAAUUUCAAAUAGCAACAUUAAAGCUCCACUGCAUAACAUUUCAGCCAAUACAUAAACAUUAAAGAGACAGUUCGGAAUUUUGGACAUAGGACCUCAUUUCCUAGUGAGCCAGAGUGUUGGAGACGUGUGGAGACACUUUUUUUAAAUAUUCCAUUCAGUCCUUGUAUUUGCAGAGGUCACUGGUGCUAGACUAGUGCAAGUCAAUGGCUACUGUUAGCCUGCCACUAAAACUCUCCACAAAACACCCGAAACAAAUCUAUUAUUACACCAGACUGUCCAUGUAAAUGUCCGUGUCAAUAGAAUCAUUUUAGAAGUAAAACCAACCUUGCAUUUGAAGGAUUUAUGUCUGAGUAGCAGCAGUGAGUUGUACUUCCUGAUAGAAAGCUUGGCAGCAGCGGACUGAUAUAUGAGAAAAUAGUCCCUCAACAUGCGACGAUUCGUCAGAUACAAGGUUAGUUUUAUUUCUAACAUUAUUCUAUUGACACAGACAUUCACAUGGACAGUCUGGUGUAAUAAUAGAUUUGCCUUGGUUACACUGUGGAGUGGGUAAGACUGUUUUUAGUGGCAAGCUAAUUAAGGCCAUUAACUUGUGCUAGCCUAGCACCAACAACCUCUACAAAUACAAGGACUGGAUGGAUUAUUUCCAAAAGUGUCUCCACACAUCUACAGCACUGUAGCUCACUACGAAAUGAGGCCCUAUGUCCAAAAUUCCGAACUGUUCCUGUAAACUAAAGUAAAUGCAUGUCUUUAAUUACUGGUGUUUUUAAUGAAAUAUAAUAUAUUAUUGACAAACCUGCAUCUUUAAUGUAAGCGGACUCACCUAUCCACAGACCUUACUUGGCAAUGUGAUGGAAUGGGCACUACUUGCUCGUGUCCAUGGAAAUGUGAUCGCUUUGCCUGCAAUGUUCCACAGUAGGGCUUUAACUUAUCCAUCUUUGCUGCUGAAUCUCCUCACACUAAAAAUCCACCUCUUAUUGGUUGUGUUUUAUUAUGGGAUGCUAAUUUGAAAGAAAAUGUAGAAAUAAUGAUCUUAUUAUUGUCAUCUUCUUAAUCUGGAUUGGUAAAACUGGAACUGGAGUUUGAAAUGAAAUGUUGUAAAAUGAUAAAUAAAUGCAUUUGACUCAAAA